AGGAAAAAAGAAAAAAAGUGAACAUCGAUACGGAUUACGGCAUGGGAAGAUAAAGCUUGAGCCUUCGAACUUGAAGAAGUAUUAUUAGCAUGUGCAAUUGCGUCCCUUUGAGCCCCUUUCCCUCCUCCAUCAUCAAAAUUAGAAACCCAUUGCUCAAAAAUCCACAAAUUUCAGAUACCCACUUCCCAAUUAUCACGAAUAAUGGCCGAUUACAGUUCCUUGGAUGCUGUAUGAAAGCAACCCCAUCUCCAAGUUCAAGCGUAGAGGGAGAUGGAUAUGGGCAGUUGGAGUUUGACGACGAUGAAUUGGAGCUCAAACGACGUCGUACCGAUGCUACCUUGGAGAAAAUUAGUGACAAGGAGUUGAAGGGGAAGAAGGGCAACAAGAAUGGGGAUAAAUUGGUUAGCAAGAAGCAACUGAUGAAGAGAUCAAAUAUGGUGGCCAAGCAAGUGAUAAGCAUCCAAUCUGCUCAAACCUUAGGCUUUGUGUCUCAAUUAUGGGUGGAUACUACUUCAUGGUUAGUGUUGGCUAUGGAGGUAAGGCCAAGCUUACUUGCUGGGGAAUCAGAAAGGAUUCUUCUACAAGAUAUCAACAAGGUCGGAGAUGUUGUCCUUGUUGAAGAUGAGAGAGUGAUGGAUAAUGACUUUAAGAUGGUUAGACUCGAGACUCUGGUAGGAUACCGAGUUGUAACUCCAAGAUAUCGAAACAUCGGGAAGGUUCGGGGCUAUACUUUCAACAUUAAUUCUGGGGCUGUUGAAUCUCUUGAGAUCGAUGCUUUUGGGAUAUCCAUCAUUCCAUCAAGUUUGGUGAGCACUUAUGCUUUGCUUGUUGAGGAUGUGCUUGAAGUUAUAGCUGACAGAGUAGUCGUUCACGAAGCUGCAGCCUCACGCUUACAGAGGCUGACAAAGAGAUCCAUGCCUUUUGGGGCCAGUUCAACUCAGCAAAUCCCACCUUUCUGCAACAAAAUUCCCAUGAACAUGCACUUAGAAUAAAGCUUAGCUCAUAUUGUGGCAAACAAGCAACUUUCCGGGGCCCGUUUGAUAAGCGUACAAUUUUCUACUAUUAGAACGAUGUAUUGAGGCAUAUGGAUAUAGUAGCAUAUCAACAUCUUGGGUAAAAGUAUCAUAGAGGCCAUUAUAUUAAGAGUCAAAUUGCAUUUUGCAUCUUCUACUAAGGGCAUAUAUAUUAGUCUCUGUACAUUAAAUCAAAGAACAAACUGGUCCUUUUGUUAAAAAUUACAUCUGUUCUUACUGUUAAAAAUGGUCCAUAUACGUCGGCAUGAGGUACACGUGGCAUUUCACGUAUAAUUGUCUGGUUAUUCUAUCAGCUAUACCAAUUUUUAACAAUAGAAAUUGAUAAUUUUUUAACAGAAAUGAUUGAUUUACUCUUUAAUCCAAUUUACAGGGACUAAUUUAUCCAUUUUUUAGUAAAUGAGUUAAAAUACAAUCUGACUCUUAAUACUGGAACCUCCAUUAUACUUUUACCCAACAUCUUGUAUGUUUGUGAUUAUAUUAUAUGCAUCCAUAACCCAAACUUGGUUUAACACCUAAGUUGUCUAAUGACUUCUCCCACAUAUUUAGAGAAGUUGAUAUAUGUUUUAGAAUUGGAAUUUUUUUGCUUGUAAUAAUUUUCAUUGUAUUUAUAGGGUUAGUAUUUGGUACACUAACAAUGUAUUUUCUUAUUUCACAAGUAGUGUACGAAUAUUAUUCCUUAUUUAUAUUGUAAAUAACUUAGGGUCCAAGUACCAUAGAGGCCACGUAUCAAGAGUUAGAUUGUAUUUUACUCUCUAUAACAAAAAUGGGAAAGUAAUCUAUGUACAUUAGAUCAAAGAGAAAAUUGGUCUUUUAAUAAAAAUUUUAUUCAUUUCUCCUAUUAAAAAUUGGUCCUUGUAUGUCAGUAAUUCCGUCAGUCAUUCCAAUUUUUAAUAGUAAAAAUAGAUAAUAAAAAAAAUUAUAGAAUGAUCAAUUUGCUCUUUAUCUUACAUAUAUAGACGAAUUUGUCCAUUUUUUAGUAGAGGAGGCAAAAUGCAAUCCGACUCUUAGUACGGGAGUCUCUACGGUACUUUUACCAGUAAUUUUGCCAUUAGUUAAAUCUGUCACUCGCUUA
Messenger RNA from Gossypium raimondii (Peruvian cotton), 2106 nucleotides. RefSeq lists its product as uncharacterized. Bases 90 to 992 code for a protein of 300 amino acids. NCBI's taxonomy places the organism in Eukaryota, Viridiplantae, Streptophyta, Magnoliopsida, Malvales, Malvaceae. The record is from RefSeq and is a predicted model, not a curated record. The transcript has 7 exons.